Zychaea mexicana is the source of this 669-nucleotide messenger RNA. Its product is annotated as isoprenoid synthase domain-containing protein. Gene Ontology annotation, biological process: mitochondrial respiratory chain complex I assembly; biosynthetic process. The record is from RefSeq and is a predicted model, not a curated record. Gene Ontology annotation, cellular component: mitochondrion. The transcript has 5 exons. Lineage: Eukaryota; Fungi; Mucoromycota; Mucoromycetes; Mucorales; Lichtheimiaceae. Bases 1 to 669 code for a protein of 222 amino acids.
AUGAGAAUGCAGUUUUGGAAAGACACUAUCGAUAAUAUUUUCAAGGGCAAGCCUCCACAGCAGCCUAUUGCUUUAGCACUUGAUGCAGCAUUAAAGCAGUGCAAACUGUCACCCAUAUGGUUCAAACGAAUCAUCAAUGAGAGAACGGCGAAUUUAGACGACCAUCAGUUUAUGACCAUCAGUGACAUGGAAAGCUACUCCGAAAACACGGCAACCAGUUUACUCUAUCUACAACUCGAAUCCCUUGGUAUUAAAGAUGUCAAUGCAGACCAUGCAAUCAGUCAUAUCGGCAAGAUGAUUGGUAUAUCGACAUUUUUGCGAGCGUUACCUUUUCAUUUGAGCCAGAAGCGUAUGGUUUUACCCGCACAAAUCACAGCCAAGUUUAAUAUUUCACAAGAAGAAGUGUUUCGAUAUGGACACGCCGAGGGUUUGGAAGAUGCUAUUUUCGAAGUCGCGACUGCUGCAAACGAUCAAUUACUGACUGCACGAUCCAUGUUGGAUUCAGUACCGCCAAGUGCAUUCCCAGUUGUACUCUCUGCAGUCCCAACCGCUCGGUAUCUGGAAAAACUGGAAGCGACCAACUUUAACAUCUUUGAUCCAUCAUUACAGCGCAAAGACUGGAAACUCCCACUAGCUCUUUGGAAUGCUCAUCGGAAACUACAAAUAUAA